Molecule: messenger RNA, 3300 nt
Organism: Necator americanus (New World hookworm)
Lineage: Eukaryota; Metazoa; Nematoda; Chromadorea; Rhabditida; Ancylostomatidae
Exons: 28
Coding region: 1-3300 (1099 amino acids)
Biological process (GO): protein phosphorylation; cell migration; multicellular organism development
Cellular component (GO): signaling receptor complex; plasma membrane
Molecular function (GO): protein binding; ATP binding; transmembrane receptor protein tyrosine kinase activity
Source: RefSeq, a predicted model, not a curated record
AUGUGCACUGUUAUGAUAUUGCUGCUAGUAGUUCAUUCAAAAACUGCUAUGUUUAUCGACACCUUAUAUGCGCUUGAGGAUGGCGUAGUCAUAGAGCCGAGUAGAGCAGAGGGUCUUGCGAUUCACAGUGGUUUCAACCUGAUUGCUGUGGGAACUCGAAAACUCAUCAGUGUUCAUACUCAGUACUUCGAAGAUAAGUACAUAGGAGAACUUGUUGGUUCAAUACAGUUAUCAGAACCGAUAUCUGGAAGUGGUUUUGUUGAACUCAAAUUUAUAAGUGAAUAUCAGCUUUUUUACUGUGAUUCCAAUUCAUGCAGCUUAUGUACAGCUUUGAAUAAGGAGUGGUCUUGUGCCGCACUUCUUCUGUCUUGGAAUGGUACAGCUGUUUCCUCCAUUUUGGGCGUCUCAGUCGCGCAAAUAUUUGGAAAACUCUUCGUUCGUGUUGUGGAAAGAACGAGAGCCGCUGUUUUGACGUACUUUAUUAAUGAUUCUAGGUUGUUAACCCCCGAACAGAGUGCUCCGGAUGCACCCUAUAUCAAAGAGUUUAGCACCUCUUCUGGCUUCUCGAGAGGACUGUACGUAUACUUCCUUGGGUCUGCUUCUCAACCUUACGAACCAUUUAUUAAUGCUAAUUUGGGGAAAGAAAACCGCACCAUUACCAAAAUAACACGAGUAUGCUCUUCUGAUCUCACUUCGCAACUAGAAUCUCGAAUGGAUCUUGCCAUUGAAUGCGGAUCUGACGGUGCUAACAAAAGUGUACAUGCUUCGUUUUAUGAUUCGGAACAUGAUCAAGUUACUAUUGUCGUGGGAAGUGGACAGUAUAACUGGACAAUAUGUGUUUUCAACAUGAUAGAAAUAGAAGCGCGUUUCGACAAGGGUUGGGAUAUCUGUCAAAAAACUACGCUUCAUGAGAGUUCACCGAAUUGUGAAGCAGCUACAAACGAAAUGGAUUUGGGAGAUCAUUGUCAUAUUUUUACGAGGAGGGCAGACGCGUUCAGGAUGCAGACGUGCAGUCGUUUCGGACAAAGCAUAGAAUAUGUGUAUGAAAAUUGCAAUCUGCACCAGUUUAUCGAGAACUCAUAUCGUUACGGAUGGUUGGAAGACUUUCGCCCUGUGAAAGGGAGUAUUUUAGGACGCGUGGCUUCUGACGUUGAGAGAGUAGUGUCUGUCCUUCCUGAUUAUAAAAGCAACGCGAUUUUUCUCGGAGGAUAUAGCGGUACAUCGAUGGUGCUAUUACGGGUCCCGAAACGAUUGGAAGGUUCUUCGACGUAUUCCUUUGUACUUUGGAGAAAAAAGAGUUCUCCAAUAUCGCAUUUUCCAAUCUGUCUUAGUGAAGACGGAAAAACUCUCUUCAUACUCAAUUCGACAAAGGUUACUGCUAACCACAUAAGUUGUUCUGGUUUGUACACAACCUGUGAGGAUAUAGCAGAAGGAGGCUGGCAGGAUCCCCUUUCAUGCAUUUGGUGCCCAGACAAAAAGAAACAUGUAGUUGUUUCCUCGUACGAGAAGACUGAUUGCCGCCAUCCACUUACGAAGACAUGCCCUCCUGUCAUCGACCAUGCGAACCGCAACGAAAAUCUCUCAGAAUGGGAGGUGUUUGGUUCGAAUCUAGACAGAAUGGAUGAUGUUGAAGUGUACAUAUGUGGACAGAAAUGUUCAGUCAAUCGCAUUCUUUCGAGCAGUACCAGAUUAUUAUGUAUUCUGUCUGAUGGAUCAGUUCAAGAUGUUGCUUGUAACGUUCGGGUUGUUGGACGUUUGGGAGGUUAUGAAGAUUUUACCCUAGAAGUGAAGAAGAUCACGCACAAUGUUGCAUUGGUGACGGAUCGUUUUCGAUACACAGAAUCUCACAGCAAGUGGAAAGACGUAGUGGCGAUUCUUGCUAUUGCCAUUUUGGCAGUUUUGGGUGUUAUUAUUUAUAUAGCGAGAAGAAAGAUGAGGGGGUUGAAGGAGAACGUUACUAUGUCAGUUCUCGUCAAAACUAUCGGGGAGAAAACUGGAGAUGACUAUUCAAAUAAAUUUGGACGACAUUUGGUGGACAAGUUUUCGCCUUAUGAGCAAAUGUUUAGAGAUUUAGAUGAAAGGCUCAAAGUUGAUAUUUCUUCACUCCACAUUGAAGAAGAAAUAGGCAGAGGUCAUUUUGGAAUUGUAAGUCGUGCAACUUACUGCACUCCCAAUGGAACGACUAAAAAAGUUGCUUGCAAAGUCCUUAAACAGUCAGUUGCUGGUGUUGGAGACUUCAUCAUUGAAGGGCUAACAAUGGGUCAGUUUAAUCAUCCCAAUCUAAUGCAGUUAAUUGGAAUUGCGUUCACAGACAAAAAGUUUCCGAUAAUUGUGACAGAUUAUAUGGAAAAUGGAGACCUACGAAGCUACCUCCGCGAUGAGUCGAAGAUUCUGACGCUUCGGAGUCUUUUGCGGUUUGCAUGCCAGAUUGCUGAAGGAAUGGAACACUUACACAUGUGUAAGUCUGUUCACUGUGAUCUAGCUGCACGCAACUGCAUCCCAGAUGACGCAAUAUUGCUGUCAGAGGAUCAUUCUGAUAGUAGCAGAGAGGCGAUCGAAGAAGAGUUCAUACGUCGAACUGUGAAACGAAGUCAAAUGAAACUUCAUAGAAGGAUCCUGGAGAAGUUUCCGUAUAAUAUUGUGAAAAAUGUUCUCAUAUCCAUCCAAGAAAUGGAAGAUGUGGAGGUAGAGAACGUUAUGGAGCAGCUCGAAAAAGAGAUCAACGCUAAAAGAUUUAACCAUUUACCAUUCGGCGUUACUGCAUCUCCUAGCAUAUUGAAUAUGGCAAUUUUUGCUUACUUAAAUGCAAAGAAUAUCCCACUUUCACAUGAAAAAGCAAGAAACAUCGACAUAGUAAAUGAAGGAAUCCAUGAGAAAGACAAAUCACCUUCUGGUGAUAUCAAAUUCUUAGGUGUUAAAUAUAACACAGAAUCUGAUCAGUUUGACGUGAAAGUAAAUAUUCCGUCGAAAACAUUACUUACUAAGCGAGAUGUGCACACCUCCAAAGCCCAUAACCUGAAAGGUCAACUGCCUGAAGGGAGCAUGGAAUCUUUGGCAACAACCAUUCGUUUCGUCACGCUGAACUGCCGAACACUAUCGAGUGAACUCAAAGGAGCCGCUCUAUCCAGACUUCUGCGACAUCUCUGUGUGCCUUUUGCUGCACUGCAGGAAACACGCAUGACAGAUCGGCCCGUCAUCAGCAUUGAAAAUUACACCAUAUACCGUGGCGAUGCUGAUGAGAACAAAGUAGGUGGCUGCGCGAUAGCUGUGAGGAACGAUUACAAGAACCUGGUGGAGUAA